AUGAUUCCAUUGUUACCCUUAACAAUAAUUGAAAAACCAAGUACACGGUUAAAAAAUAUUCAAAAUAGUCAACAAUUUGUAGGAUUUAUUUGUUCAGUAAACAAGACACCAGCUUCACUGAAUAGAAGAAAGGGAAAAAUCAGGGCACAGCCUACUUCAAUAAGUAGGAGAAAACAAGGAGUACAUCGUCGUUCAAAAAGGGUACCAUCUGGAAGACCAAAAGAAUAUGUCGCUAAAGGAAAGCCUAGACGACAAAACAAUUUAGGUAAAAACAUAUAG
Macrosiphum euphorbiae (potato aphid) is the source of this 279-nucleotide messenger RNA. NCBI's taxonomy places the organism in Eukaryota, Metazoa, Arthropoda, Insecta, Hemiptera, Aphididae. The record is from the annotation of a GenBank genome assembly.